Messenger RNA from Oryzias melastigma (Indian medaka), 1104 nucleotides. RefSeq names its product endonuclease domain-containing 1 protein. The transcript is spliced from 2 exons. Lineage: Eukaryota; Metazoa; Chordata; Actinopteri; Beloniformes; Adrianichthyidae. Gene Ontology annotation, molecular function: hydrolase activity; metal ion binding; nucleic acid binding. The coding region runs from base 53 to 949 and encodes 298 amino acids. The record is from RefSeq and is a predicted model, not a curated record.
UUGUCCCAGCAUCCACGGCUCUCAUUUCCAGACUUUCCAGGAGACGCUGAGGAUGUCGACCUCCCUGGUUUUUACUCUGCUGUUUUGUCAUCUGGCCUCAGCGAUGGUCGUCCAUGACUUCAACCAGGUGGAGCAGUGCAAGAACUCCCUGUACAUGGGGACCCCGCCGCGGGGGUUCACCAACCCCACGCUGAAGAAGAUCUGCCAGUUUUAUGCCGACAAACCUCGAUAUGUGACCCUGUACGAUCCUCACGACAGGAUCCCAGUUUAUUCAGCGUACACCUUCAAGAAAACUGAGGGGGACAGGCGUGUGGAUUACCCCUGGAUGUAUGAGCCACAGCUUGCAGAAGUGGACGGAAACGGCAACAUGCUGCCGUUCCCCACCGGUUACCUCCACAUGAAGUUCGAGGACAGCCAGGCUGUGCUGGACGACUACUCUGACGUGGUUCUGUACGAGAGAGGCCACCUGAACCCGGACCAGCACCAGUCCACCCCUCACGACCGCGCUGCCACCUACACCCUGACCAACGUGGUGCCGCAGAUCCGCGAGUUCAACAUCGGGCCGUGGCGCGAGCACGAAGAACGGAUCAGGGUGCGCCUCAACAACUUCUGCCGCGGCACCGCCUUCGUCGUGACGGGGGUGACCACCACGGGUCACGCCAUCCACCGCAACAACCAAAGGCGCGUGGGGAUCCCCGAGGACAUGUGGUCCGCCUACUGCUGCACUGACUACGACCGCAACGCGCCGCACGACGUCCGCACCCUCUUCCCAGCCCACGCGGCCUUGGCCAAAAACGCCAAGGAGGGCAACAGCAUUCACGAGAUGACGGUGCAGGAACUAGAGAGCUUCCUAAUAAGCCACAUCAACGUGGACAAGAACCUGCAGAUCUUCUAUGACAACUGCAGAGCGCCGUCACCGCUUCCUGUGUACCUGCAGCACACCAUCUGAGCGCAGCAGCCUCACCUUUUUGACCCUUUUGGCUUGCCCUACUUAUGUGUUUGUCCUCAAGAAAACACUUUCAAAUGUCCUAAUUAGUUUGAAAAUAAUUACAUCUGUAUAAGACAAAACAAGAAUUGACUAAUUUAAUAAAAUCUGUUCAUUAA